UGUACGAAUUAAGUCAUUUAUUUAUUUACAUAGCCAAAAAACGGACAGCCCUCUGAGGACAACCCAUUUAAAAGAUGACUGUGAUGAAAAACAAUAAUUAGUUCCUCAGUUAUUAUUUGAAGAGAUUUUACAGAGUGAAUGUUUGAUGGAACUAUAAAAGAUCUUGAAGGCGAAUUUUAACGGAGCAUUAUUAGGGCAGACGGUCAGUGAUCUUCUGUGUGCGGAUGCACUGCGCGCUUCGCUUUCUCAUGAGGCAUCCUCGGCUCUUCAACACACAGAUCCUGUAAAGAUGGAGUUUAGCGAGAGGAAAAGAAGAAGGAAAUCUCAGAGCUUCAAACUGGUCCAUGAGCAAGAGCAAGAUUUUGACGCAAGGAGUUUUGACAAUGCCGUCAAUAUACAUGUCAAUGGAGCAUCAAAAGAGACUGCCAUGCCAGAAGCCUGGUUGGGUGAUGAGGGUGUGGAGAUUAAGAGACAGAUCACAGGCAUGAUGCGUUUGCUGAGUGACAAGGCCGGCCGGAUGUACCAGCGUGUGGGAGCAGAGGGAAACAGCCUCAAACAGGAGCCCCAGGAGGAGCACCUGAGCUGGGCGCAGCCGGCUGCUUUGCCCCCAGACCUGGAGGACCCCCAGAUCAGUAUCUGGAGCUCAGCAGGGGAAACAGAGCCCAGUCCCAUGUCUAUACCCAAUCCAGUCCCCAACGGCCAGGGGUCUGGCCAAUACGGCACACGUUCCAAGACCCAGAGGAUGCUCAACACAACCACCAAAGGCACAGUCAAAACUAAUGAUGUGGCUCCUGCAGUGGUAGAGGCUCCCUGCUGUAUGUGUAACUGUAAGAGCACCUUACAGGCCAUUCUACAGGAGCUACGCACCAUGAGGAGGCUAAUGCAGACACAGAAAGGUUCCCAGGAGAAGCAGGAGCACAGGGCCCCUCCCUGCCCCCCUUGCCCUGUCCCUACAACUCCGCGUCGCAGACCCCGCAAGAGACGUCCUGUCCACAAAGUUGCUCCACUGAGCGCACCCAGCAAGAGGGCAGCUGUUCCCCCUCUCCCCCCCUCAUCCCCUGCCUGUGUACCCCUGGAGUCCGGGGGAAGGAGGGAGAGGGGGAGCAGAGAGCUGGAGAGACCUGUGCACACCCCUGCCUCACCCUCUACCUCCACCUCACCCGAGCUCUCCAUUCAAACCCUGUCCAUGCAGAACAAGCCCAUCCCUGGUGACGACACACACAAUCCUAACUAUAGACAACCCAAAGGUCUUCAAUCCUCAGAGGUAUGGUGCACUGUGUGUGUGUGCGUGUGGGGGUGGGUAGUGUACUAUCAGUCUGUCUGUCUCUGUUGUGGGACGAAUAUGCCUCUCGUUCUCUCUCUCUCUCUCUCUCUCUCUCUCUCUCUCCCCCAGAGUGAGGUGCGUCUAGCGGAGGACUAUGAGGUGUUUAUUCCCAAGGCCCAGCUGGACUCAAUCCUGGUCAACUACACACGCUCUGGAAGCCUGCUCUUCAGGAAGUUGGUGUGCGCCUUCUUUGACGACACCACACUAGCUAACUCACUGCCCAACGGCAAGAGGAAGAGAGGUCUGAAUGACCAAAGGAAAGGACUUGACCAGAACAUUGUGGGAGCCAUUAAAGUGUUUACAGAGAAGUACUGCACAGCUCACAGAAUAGAGAAGCUGCCAGGCCCUCGAGAUUGGGUCCAGAUACUACAGGACCAGAUCAAACUUGCCCGCAGACGACUAAAGAGAGCAGAGGCUACAGACCCUCAGGACAUCUUCAACAGACCGUGCACAGAAUCUCUUCAGCUGUCUGGAGAGAGGGAGGAGAGGGAGUUUCUAACUACAGGCUGUGACUACAACAAGCCAGCAUGUUUGGUUAAGGUGGGGAAGAAUGUGACUGAUUGAUUCCGGUGCUGUGAAUCAACAACUUGCAAUGAAGAUACAACGCACUGUACUUUAUGUCUUUGUUGCUCCACUAACUUGAUGCGUUGUGCCACUUUAGAAAGUCCAUUUUGGAAGAUGUAUUGUUCUUUUACAGCUAUGUCAAAAUUGUAUUGUGGUUGUAGAGAAAAAAAAUGGAACAGUGACCAAAAUAAGUUGGUUAGUGAAAUGUAGUUAGUUUCCAUGGACUGCUUUGUUUUACAUAUGCACACCACAUGCACACACACAGACACACACAGAAAUACACACACACACACACCAGUUUGACCAGUAUAGUCUAGCUGGUUCUGCUGGCUGACCAGCAAAGUCUAGCUAGUUAGGCUGGAAGACCAGCAUGGUCUAGCUGGUCUGACCAGCAUGGGCUAGCUGGUUAUGCUGGCAGACCAGCCUUCGUUGUGUUUUCACUGGUGACCUACCUGCAUUGUGUUUUUGCUGGUGACCAGCCUUCGCUGUGUUUUCGCUGGCAGACCAGCAUCUGUUGUGUUUUCGCUGGUGACAAGCCUUCGUUGUGUUUUCGCUGGUGACAAGCCUUCGUUGUGUUUUUCGCUGGUGACCAGCCUUUGCUAGGUUUUGGACACUGGUGAUCAUUGAAAAACAUGCUAGCAGAUACACAGAGACAUAAAAACGGUAUCCACAAGUUCAUCUGACUCUGGGGAAGUAGAUAAAGGGGCUCAUUGCCAAAAUUUUCACGUAUCCCUUUUCACGUAUCUUGUUCGAAACAAGAUUCAUGUUAGAAAUGAGAGGAUUGUCCAGAGUCGAGGUCAUGUGGGAAACACUCCCAGCAACAAGCAAAUGUGCCUCCCCACCAUAGACCAGGGUUCAAAUCCGACUCCACCCUUAAUGCUAUGUGUCUGUCUAAGUAAUGCAAAAAAUACUAAAUGUAGAGUGGAAUUCCACUCUCCAUAAAAUUAAUGAGUUUUUUUUUUGUGCAGGACUUAAAUGAACACUCAGUGUAAAAUAACCCCUUGGUGUUAAUAACCAGAGUUGAGCGUGAUUGUAUAAUUUCUAGUCUGUAGUAAAACAUUGACACUCAAAACCACACCUAUCAUAUUUCCCAGCAUGCUUUAUUGCAGGUAUAUUUUUUUGAAUUUACUCUGGCCUUGGCAUGUGCGCUCUAGCCAAACGCUUGCAGAUACAGUGCAGGUAGGCUACAUGAUGAGAUUAUUAUGAAUAAGAGCGAGAAUAUAUUUUUGGGUCAAAUGGCAGUCAAGCAUCAAUCAUCAUGUCACCUGAAUAAUACCCUCAAUAUUUAUUGUAAAGGUACAUCAAUAUCACUGUUCACUUUCACCACCCUGUGAAGUUCAUCAUAACCUUUUUGAUCUGUAGCCUAAUAAACUGCAUGGUUUCCUGAGUCAUAUUGGGAGGACUACACACCAUAUCAUCUCAUGACUCCAAGUUUACUUCGAAAUGAUGGUUAUCAUAUCAAUAUUUGCGCAUAAAGGCGAUUCCAACACAACUUCUUGCAUAGUUAAUUUUACCAACACAAAAUGAUUCCACCAUGUUGAACGAACAAAUGAUCUGUCAGCAUUUAUGAAAUUGUACUGAAACUACCUGUUUUCAUCACAGCUGACGUGAUUAUUUUUUUAAAUAUGGUAUGACUUUACCCACAUUAAAACUGGAUGGAAAUGUGGUAACUGACAGUCACUCAAUUAGCCCAUGUCAACCAACAUUUUUUAGACUGCUAAAUUAGUCUAGCCAGCUAUCUAAACUUAGUAAUCAUGGUUGAAUUACAUGAUUUUGUUUAUCACUCUCCCUCAGAUAUCAUAUUAAAAACUGCAAACAUUUCUCUCCACCCUAUGGAAAAAUGUGAAGAUUUGCAGGAAAUUAGCUGUUAAAUUGUAAAAUAUUUUAUAUGCCCAAUGGAAAAAUAUGUAGAGUGGCAAAAAAUUAUUUCAGGAAAUUAAUUUCUGUUUUUUUUUCUCCUGUCCAGCGGGGACACUAAAAUGUUAGGGCCGGCUUUGACUGCAUAUGUGGGUAUGGAUGUGGUUACGCAGACCCGCAAGCCACUGUGGGCCCCUCAUGAUGAGUUCAGAUUUUUUUGUGGCCCCCAUCCCGACCCAAAGUUGCCCAUCCCUGGUUUAGGUAGUUUCCUUUGUCCAAUUCUCCCUACCUUGGCAGUCAUUCUAAAUGCAGGUUGAAAAUUCCAAUUGCUGGGUAUUACAUAUCACUUUGCAAGCCAGCAUAAUGUGACAUGCCUGUUGUGCCUGUUGUGGCCUGCAAACCAGGAGUUUCAGACCACUGUGUAAGGGUAAAACUAGGCUGUUGAGGUAUAGCCUUAUGAUACCGUAUGUAAUGUAUUGUCAUGAAGGGUAACAUUUUAAGGAUACUAUAUUCACUUAGGCACUCACUUGGUGAAAGCUACUGGUUUGAUGAGAAUUAAAUGCAAAACCAUGUUUCUGUCACUAGCUAACACAGUCACGGUGACUCACGGGUGGUAAUUCCAAUGUUCACUAACUGGCACUCUGGGAUAUAUACAGAUAUUUGCCCACAUUUGCAUAUAUCCCAGUGUGCUAAAUGCAUUAGCUCCAGUAAAUGUAAAUUGCACAAUUACAAUUCAAUUCAAGUUUUGACCAUUUUUAAAAUUCCAAUUCCAUUCAUUGGGAUGUUUUUAUUUUCCAAUUCAAUUUCAAUUCCAUUCCAAGGAUGGUUUUGUUCUUCAAUUCCAAUUCAAUUCAUAUUCAGACAGUUUAAAUCCAAUCUAAUUCCAUUCCAAGGUUCAUGUUCAAUUCCAAUUCCAAUUCAGACAAUCAAAAUUCUUAUUUAAAUCAAAUUAAGUUGUUUGAAGAUUGCUGCAAUUCCAAGUAAAUUCUGUACUUCCUGCUUGAAUUCGAGAAUUGAAUUUGAAAUACAAUUGGAAUUGACCCCAACCCUGCUGGUCACCAGCGAAAACAAAACGAAGGCUGGUCACUAGUCUGUGCUGGUCUAUGCUGUUUUUUUCAUCAGGGUUGUUGUCUCUUUAUGACUGUUUAUCUGAAAACAAAGGUGGAUAACUUCCUGGUAACUCUUUGUUUUGCACUUGUAAAGUCCCUCAGUCCUACAAAAUAAAAACAACAUCUCUUCCAGGUGACAUCUUUGAACUUAUGAACCUCAAAUGUACGGAUUGCGCCUUUUAAAAUAGUUAUGGUUUUGUAUACCAUGUAGACUGUAAUGUGUUGUCUUAAUGGCAUUCUAACCUGCCACUCACUAUGCACCUCAGUGCCAUUUAUGUUAUUAAUGUGACCAAUAGGACAGUACUGUUUUUAUUUGUGUUCACUGUGCCACCUGCCAACACCUUCAUGUAAGGCUCCUUUGUGUACAUGUACAGUUGACUGUGUAUAAUACAUAUUAAACUAAAUAUGAUCUGA
Messenger RNA from Oncorhynchus tshawytscha (Chinook salmon), 5268 nucleotides. It is a transcript of the gene bend7, whose product is annotated as BEN domain containing 7. The transcript has 9 exons. The record is from RefSeq and is a predicted model, not a curated record. The coding region runs from base 290 to 1888 and encodes 532 amino acids. Lineage: Eukaryota; Metazoa; Chordata; Actinopteri; Salmoniformes; Salmonidae. Gene Ontology annotation, molecular function: DNA binding.